Marasmius oreades (fairy-ring Marasmius) is the source of this 240-nucleotide messenger RNA. RefSeq lists its product as uncharacterized. The record is from RefSeq and is a predicted model, not a curated record. Bases 1 to 240 code for a protein of 79 amino acids. Lineage: Eukaryota; Fungi; Basidiomycota; Agaricomycetes; Agaricales; Marasmiaceae. The transcript has a single exon.
AUGGCUCUCAAUUAUCUACCAAUCCAGGGCUCAUCUAUCCCAUCAGAGCAACUGUUCUCGGGGUGCGGUUUGACAGACACUAAACUGUGGAACCAACUGAAUCCUGCAACACUUGAAGCUAUUCAGGUGUUGAAGGAUGCAUACUCUUCCGGAAUGUUGAAGCCUAUAGUUGAAGCUGCUGAAUGGCAACCGAUUUUUUGGGUUCCACCUGCAAGUUCUAGCACCUCCUCAUUAACUUAG